This is a messenger RNA of Botrytis byssoidea, 1770 nucleotides long. RefSeq lists its product as uncharacterized. The transcript is spliced from 7 exons. Gene Ontology annotation, molecular function: flavin adenine dinucleotide binding; N,N-dimethylaniline monooxygenase activity; NADP binding. NCBI's taxonomy places the organism in Eukaryota, Fungi, Ascomycota, Leotiomycetes, Helotiales, Sclerotiniaceae. Bases 1 to 1770 code for a protein of 589 amino acids. The record is from RefSeq and is a predicted model, not a curated record.
AUGGCGCUAGACAUUUCUCAGUUGACCACGCAAAGCGACGCUUCGUUGAACACUCCUGCCGAUGGUUAUCAGAUACCUGAUAUUACCUUUCGUGAUCCUAACAAUCGACGCCUCAAGGUCCUCACAAUUGGUGCAGGACUUUCAGGGAUCAUGAUGGCAUAUCAUAUCCAGAAACAAUGCCAGAAUGUUGAGCAUGUCAUUUACGAAAAGAAUCCUGACAUCGGAGGAACUUGGUACGAAAAUAGAUACCCAGGCGCCGCUUGCGAUGUUCCUUCACACGCAUAUGCAUUCCCUUUUGCUCUCAAUCCUGAUUGGCCAAAAUAUGCUAGUGGUUCUAAAGAUAUCUGGAAUUAUCUGAAUAAGGUCUGCGAAGUUUUCGAUCUUAAGAAAUACAUGACCUUCAAUACUGAGAUUGUCGGAUGUUUUUGGGACGAGGACACUGGGAAAUGGACUGUCAAGAUGAAGCAGACAUCAGAGUCUGGCGAGAAGCAAUUUGAGGAGACAUGUGACUUGCUACUACAUGCAACAGGUAUAUUGAAUAAUUUUAAAUGGCCAAAUAUCAAGGGUAUUGAGAAAUUCAAAGGAAAAGUUAUUCAUACGGCAAGAUGGCCAGAUGACUAUCAAGAAGAACGAUGGAAGAAUGAGUCUGUGGCAAUCAUUGGCUCCGGAGCUUCUUCGAUUCAGACAUUGCCUAACAUGCAACCCCACGUUAAGCACAUCGAUGUUUACAUACGUACCCCGGUAUGGUUCAUCUCGGUUGCUGGAAAUGAUGGAAGAAGCAAAGAAUAUACCACGGAGCAACGUGAAAAGUUUAGGAACGACUUGCCGGCGCUUAUUGAGCAUACAAAGUACUUGGAAAAUAGGAUAAAUGGUCUUUGGGAUUUAUUCUUCGAGGACAGCAAGGCUCAAAAAGAUGCUCAAAAAUUGUUUGGGGCACGAAUGGCCGACAUUAUAAAAGAUAAGAGGCUGCUGCAAGGCUUGACUCCUAGUUUUUCUCUCGGUUGUCGCAGAAUUACUCCUGGCGAUCCUUACAUGACGGCAAUUCAAGAGCCAAACGUGGAUGUCCAUUUUUCUGCAGUUGAGGAGAUUACAGAAGACUCUGUUAUUGACAGCGAAGGUCAGGAAUGUAAAGUGGAUACAAUAAUCUGUGCCACAGGCUUCGAUGUCUCAUACCGCCCUCGCUUCCCAAUAAUAGGUCAAAAUGGAGUUGAUCUUCGAGAAAAAUGGAAGACAAUCCCAGAAUCAUAUCUUGGUCUCGCGGUACCAGAUAUACCAAAUUUCAUUACUUUCAUUGGACCAACAUGGCCCAUUACCAAUGGAUCAGUUUUGGGGCCUCUUGGCGAGGUAGCUAACUAUGCUGUCAAACUCAUCAAAAAGAUGCAGAAAGAAUUCAUCAAGUCAUUCGCUCCAAAGCAAGAUAUAACGGAUCUUUUCAAUGCACAUACGCAAGAGUUCAUGAAGAAAACUGUUUGGAGCUCAGGCUCAGGUUGUCGUUCUUGGUAUAAAAACAAUGAGACAGGACGAGUAAAUGCGGUUUGGCCCGGUAGCUCCUUGCAUUAUAUGGAGGUGAUCGAGGACCCAAGAUACGAAGAUUAUAACAUAACAUACCAAAAUAAACAUAACCCAUGGGCAUACCUUGGCCUCGGCUUCACCAUCUCCGACCGCACAAAAGGUGCGGAUAUAUCACCAUAUCUUAAUGAAGAGGCCAUCGAUCCGGCGUGGUUGGAAGUUAUGAAAUCUGGAGCCCUUGCAGCAGAUCGCGAUAUAUGA